UGGUUGCAAUGUUUAUCGAAUGCGGACUGCCAUUCUGGAAAUUACGAAUUGCGAACCCUCGCGAAAUAAUCACGUGUUCUAAUUAUAAAAACAAAUAGUUCAAUGUAAUUUUAUUCGACUGCAGGAAUUCACGAUGCGUGCAGAAUUGCAUUUGUCACGAGUACAUCGUGAAAAGAACAUUUCCUGCUUUUUUUUUACGUAAUAUUUGCUUAUACAUAAAGUAUUCAAAAAUCGAUAAUGGAACAGGAUACUCUUAAAAGCGCACGCGUGAACCGAUACCGAUGCGUGUCAGCUGUCCACCGUUGAAUACAACGUUGUAUCAGGAAUUCAAGUAUUCCUUAUCCUAUUGAGUCUUCCAAUGAACAAAGAGAAUUUUAUACGGCUUUAAUGGCUUGUGAUAAUCGGACGAAAGUGUACCUGGGAUACGAAGAUGAAUAUGUUACUGACAAACACCGGUCGAGUAUUAAUUUUAUGACAAAUAAGAUCGGCGGAUUUCCAAACUGUUAUGACAAAAAUACUCUGUCAUUACCGCAAUGCAGACUGUGUGGAUUACGUCAACUGUUGGUCUUGCAACUGUAUGUUCCAUUAGAUAAUUCUAAGUAUCAUAGGACACUUUAUAUUUUUGCCUGUAUAAAUCCAAAUUGUUGGAAUCAAAAUGAAAGUUGGACCUGCCUGAGGGUUCAAGUUUUAGCGGAUGAAUGUCAAACAAAUGCAAUAGAUACUAGUAGUGUAAAUGUACCAUCUACAACAUCAUGGUUGUCGGAUGCAGAUGACUGGGGUGAUACUUUCAAUGACAAUGCCUCUGAACAAAAUGGGAAUAAUUUAUUGUCGAAUAAUGCGAUAGAGUUUAACUUUUCUCUGCAAAGGGAAGUAGAACAGAAUAUAAGGGAAGAACUCUCUGCGCUACAUGUAGAUGAUCCUAAUGCAAACAGUCCAGCGAGUGUAGAGUCUCCAGUUGGAAUAGGAGCUGUAGGUAGAUUGGAUUCACCUCAAGCAUCUGCUGAAAUUGAUGGAGAAGAAAGUGAAGUUGUUUGUAUAGAUACUCCGACUCAGCCUCAACGUGAUCUAGUCGGUUUAUUACGCGAAGUAACUCCAUUUCCAAUAUUAUUAGAAUCAAACACUGAAACAAACUUUUCAUUCACUGAAAUAUUCCUUUCGGUGGAAGAAGAAGAUUAUAGCGCAGAUAUACCACAACAUGUUUGUGAUCUGUUACUGAAAUAUCAGUAUAAAAAUCCAGAUUUAUCAACAAAACCUACAGCAGAUUCAAUAGAAGAGAAAAUAAUGGAAACUGACAUAGAAAAAUAUGAGAAGGGUAUUCCUAUGCAUGGAGAUGAAAUGUUCCAUAACUUUAUCUCUCAAAUACAAAAAAAUCCAGGACAGCUCUUACGAUACUCACGAGAUAAUUCUGCACCUUUGCUGCUGUAUCCUAUUAGCGGAUGCGUGGGAAAAUGUCGCCAUUGCGGUGGUGAAAUGAUUUUUGAAGUCCAAAUUUUAUCUACAUUAAUUUCCAAAUUAAUACUUCAGCCACAUACAGAAAAAAAUUUCCAAAUAGAAUUUGGAACUGUUUUAGUAUACACAUGUCUUAGAAGUUGCUGGUCUGCAACGGAUUUAUACAGAGAAGAGCAUGUUAUUGUUCAAGCAGAAAGAUUAUAGUGAUAGAACGAUCAAAUAAAUUUAAUAGAAGUUUAAACUUUUGAUUUUAGGAAAAUUCUGAUUACAUUCUUUUGGUAGCAAAAUACCGUCCACCUUUUUGUGUACACUUCAACAUUCCUAGUAAAGAAUGGUGCAUAAGAAUGAAAUUCUAAUUCCUGGUAUGAAAUUUACUAGUAAUAUUAUUCUAAAAGAUUAAAAUAGGACAGUCGAAAUAAGAGUUAUUAUUUUAUUUAAUAACUGUACAUUGCUAUUCAUACAUAAAUACAGAAAUCUUAAUGAUAAUAUCUUUACAUA
Messenger RNA from Nomia melanderi (Alkali bee), 1947 nucleotides. RefSeq names its product programmed cell death 2 like trus (gene trus). NCBI's taxonomy places the organism in Eukaryota, Metazoa, Arthropoda, Insecta, Hymenoptera, Halictidae. Gene Ontology annotation, cellular component: cytoplasm. The record is from RefSeq and is a predicted model, not a curated record. Gene Ontology annotation, biological process: apoptotic process.